CGAUUAUGUUUGAUAUUCGUUUCUUACCUUUUCUACUUGUUUUCACCUUAGCGAUUAUAGUAGAAAGGCCUAUUACAUAAAUAUCAUGGUGUGGAGCUUCCAUUAUUUACACCAGAGAAGAUGAAACCAUACCUCAAUUUUAAGGUUUGGAAGAAGAAAAGACAAUAUUUUUUAUUACUGAAGCUCAUCAAAUAUAUCAAAGCAAUGGAACUGUUUGGAAUCAAAUUGAGGGUUUAUUUGAAGAUAUUUAGAUUUCGCCAGCAGAUUCACGUGUCAUAUUUUUAUUUGGACAAAAUGGUUAGAAAAGCUAUAGAACAAAUGAUUGUGGUGAAAAUUUCGAGGAAAUCGACACCGAGGGCUUUUAUGGAUUUAGAUUAAAUAAAAUGAAUUGGAAAUGGAUACUAGCAUUUAAAAAAUUAUAAUGUGAUCAUUCUGAGAUGGAUUGCAGAGAACCAUAUAAUAAUUAAUUGUUUUAUUCUGAAGACGGAGCAAAGACUUGGUUGCCAUCAUUUAAGAAUUGUAGAGAAGCCUCCUGGGAUAAGAUCAUAGAAGACAUUGCUGUUCCAGAUGAAAGGUCUAUUCUACUAUUUUCACAUGAAAAUCAAACAUAAUUGAUCUACUCUGACGAUUUCACUAAUUAUCAUACUUUAAUGAUUGGUGCCCAAGGCUACUAUUAAACCUCAAAAUAUCUUUUUGUUUUAACCUCUUCCAGCAAUGGAGGAUAUGAAUUGCAUUAUGGUCAUUCAAAACUCGAAGAAUUUUAAGAGAAAUUGGUGGAGUUACCAUUAUAAAUUCUAAAAGAAUAUUCCUACACGGUCUUAGAUACUGAAAAUGGUAGAAUAUAUUUAUCUGUCUCUCAUUAUCAAUAAGAACAAUCAGUAACUAAUGUGUAUAUCAGUAAUUAAAUUGGAUUAGAUUUCUAAAUUGUGUUAACUAAUAAUGUUAGAUCAACCUAAGAUGGAAAUUGUGAUUUUGAAAAACUAUUGGGUUUAACCUCAACUUAUGUAGCUAAUACAUAUGACUAAAGAGAUUAGUAGGAUAAAUCAACAGUGAUAAGUUUUAAUGGGGGAAAGAAAUGGGAAUCGAUAAAGGCCCCCAAAUAAGACUCAGAAGGGAAUAUCAUAGAAUGUGGAGGAGAAUGCUCCUUGCACUUUGUUGGAAGAACUGAAUCCUAUAGAUAAACUAUUUAUACAGUAGAUCAAGCGCCAGGUAUUGUUUUAGGUGUUGGGAAUGUUGGGUUAUUUAUAUCAUAAGAGUAAAAUACAUAUAUGUCAGCAGAUGGAGGAUAGAAUUGGAUUGAAGUCAGAAAAGGGUCUCAUGUUUUUGAAAUAGCUGAUUUCGGAGGAGUCAUUGUUAUGGCCAAAGAUUAUGAACCCACUAAUGAAAUUAUUUAUUCAAUUGAUUACGGGAAAACCUGGAAAACAAAAGUUAUUUAUGACGAUCUAUUCAUGGCAUAGAAUUUAGUUACUGAAGCAUCUGGAACAGUUAAAUAUUUUCUGAUCUAUGGGAAAACUGAUAAAGGAGAAGGCAUCAUUUUAAAAUUAGACUUUAGCGAUAUCUUUUCAAGAGAAUGUAAAUCAAAUUUAGAUUAUGACAUCUGGAAUUCUAAAUGCAUUGAUGGGUCCUAAACGAAAUACUAUAGGAAAAAAGAAAACUCAGAGUGUUUCAAUCCUAAAUAGAUGAUAACCAAAAGGAUAAUUGAACCUUGUCCAUGUAAAAGGGAAGACUGGAUAUGUGCCCAAGGCUAUACUAGUAAAUUAGAGGGAAGUGAUUGCUUACCUAUUGUUAAUGUUUCUGACUAUUGUGAACCUGGAAAAGCAUUUUUCAAAACAUAAGGAUAUAUCAAAUUAACUCAAUGUGUAGGAGGGUAAAUUAUUGUAUAAUUAAAAAAGUUUAGAUUUAGGACCAAUAGAAACAUAAUGUCCAGCAUCCUUGAAUUUGAAUGACAUCAUUUCAUAUUUAAUAAUAAUUUCAUUGCUGGCUGUUUUGAUUUUAAUAGGCUAUGUGUUAUUAAGAAGAGGAUAAACUUCAGGUGAAAAAGGUUCAAAUCCAAACAUUAACAAAUAUAAUCAAAUGGAGUUUUAGGAAGAUGAGGACGACGAAGAUCAAUAAUUAUGA
Paramecium octaurelia is the source of this 2118-nucleotide messenger RNA. NCBI's taxonomy places the organism in Eukaryota, Ciliophora, Oligohymenophorea, Peniculida, Parameciidae. The record is from the annotation of a GenBank genome assembly.